Messenger RNA from Lachancea dasiensis, 1044 nucleotides. The record is from the annotation of a GenBank genome assembly. Lineage: Eukaryota; Fungi; Ascomycota; Saccharomycetes; Saccharomycetales; Saccharomycetaceae.
AUGCUUUCCCUUGUUCGAAGUGCUUCGACCCGUCUUGUUCUCAAACAAAUUCCUAGAAGCAUUGCCACUUUUAGGCAAGCUUCUACCCUGGUAUUUUUGGAGGCUAGCAAGAAUGGUAAUGUGAUGCAAUCCUCUUUAAGCGCUCUUUCCGCUGCAGAACAACUCGGGAACCCGAUAACUGCACUCUUAGCCGGCUCUUCAGCCCCUAAAGCUGCAGAAGAAGUGAAAAACUUGAGCGGAUCUGCCUCGCUCAAACAGAUUUUGGUAGCUGACAGCAAAACCUACGACAAUUACCUACCAGAAGCAUUGGCCCCUUUGGCUCUUGAACUGUUGAAGAACGCCGAGUUUAGUCAUUUUGUUGUGGCCAGUUCUGCGGUGGGUAAGAAUUUGCUUCCUCGCGUCGGCGCCUUACUCGAUUACCAACCAAUUUGCGACAUCACCAAAAUUAUAGACCCCAACACUUUCGUCCGACCAAUUUACGCUGGAAAUGCCUUGUCCACCGUGAAGUGCACCCAGGAGCGAAAGCUUAUAAGUGUCCGCGCUUCUGCCUUUACAGCGGCUCCGGCGGGUGCAACAAGUGCCUCUGUCGGCAAAGCACCAGAGAUUAAUAACCCCGCAUUGACGGUGAAAUGGGAAAGUGAGAAUCUGAUGAAAAGCGCUAGACCAGAUUUAGGAUCAGCAGCGAGAGUUGUUUCGGGCGGACGCGGGUUGAAAAACAAGGAAACUUUCGACAGUCUUGUAACGCCGCUGGCGGAUUCUCUAGGAGCCGCAAUUGGUGCCACUAGAGCUGCUGUAGAUUCUGGAUUUUGUGAUAACUCACUUCAAAUCGGUCAAACUGGUAAGGUUGUUGCCCCAGACUUGUAUGUCGCGGUCGGCAUUUCGGGAGCUAUCCAACACUUAGCUGGAAUGAAAGAUUCCAAGGUAAUUGUUGCGAUCAACAGUGACGCUGAGGCACCCAUUUUUCAAGUGUCAGACUACGGAUUGACUGGGGAUUUAAAUGCUAUCGUUCCAGAGCUUACUGAAAAGAUCAGCAAACUCCAGUGA